Lindgomyces ingoldianus is the source of this 2184-nucleotide messenger RNA. RefSeq lists its product as uncharacterized. The transcript is spliced from 7 exons. NCBI's taxonomy places the organism in Eukaryota, Fungi, Ascomycota, Dothideomycetes, Pleosporales, Lindgomycetaceae. The record is from RefSeq and is a predicted model, not a curated record. The coding region runs from base 40 to 2184 and encodes 714 amino acids.
CGAUCACACAGUCUUAUAAACCUGUUCGGAACAGUUCAGAUGACCAUUCCAAAGGAAGAAUUUGUUAUUACCGAUCGCCUUCUCCCCGCGAAACCCCUAAAGUCUAGCAGGAAGAGAAGUUACUUACGGUCAUGCUUGGCCUGCUCACUUUCGUGGAGGUUUGGUAUCAUUGCCGGAGCCAUCUGUUCGUUCCUUGUACUUAUCAUCAAUUCCGCCCUCACCGGGUGGGCUAUAAGUACUCAUAAGAUCCAAGGAGGUCAAGGUACCGUGUUUGAAGGGAGUUGCUCGACUUCGAAAAGGCUGAAUGUUGUAAUUCACUUGAUGAUCAAUAUUUUUGGGACGGUGUUACUAGGAGCAAGCAAUUACUGCAUACAAGAGAUAAAUAAGGCACACGCCAAUAUGACUUGGCUGGAUAUUGGAGUUCCAAGCUAUCGAAACUUGACAAAAAUCAGUCGCAAGCGCUCUGUACUUUGGCCGGUCCAAUAUCUGGACCUGCUCGUUGUUAACUGUUUGCAUCGCAGCUACAAUUCGGCCCUGUAUUCGUCAGUGGCUGCAAAUAAGUACUACGGGUUCAUCAUCCGAGAACGGUUGCUAGAUUCGAAAGAGUCGUUACCAAACCCGACCGCAGACACUCUCUUUAGAAAUGCCAAAGCGGGUCACCUCGAAAAACUUACUCGCAUCGAGUGCAUUGAGGCAUAUGCACAGUCCUUUCAAGCUUCCCAUGGAAGCCUUUUUCUUGUUAUCAAUGAGACAUGGGCGAAGCACCCUUCAACACAGACACCUUAUCCUCCGAAUGUCGGCGAUUUUAUAGACUCUAUUAGACUAACUGUGCAGGUUGGAUGCGACAUGUCUGGGUGGGUCUGUGAAACAAAUGUAUCAGCCAGCGAUAUUACGUGCAACAGAUGCAACCGACAAGAGAUGGCGAAUCUAAAGUCGCAAAACACGUGGCCGGUAAGAGGUUAUCUUAUCGAUCAUUGCUUGAGUGAACGCACUGAAGAGAAAUGUAAGAUUCACUUCAGUGUGCAUAUCGCUGUUCUUGUAAUCAUCAUGAACACCGUCAAGGUGAUCAUUUUCACUAGUAUUGCAUGGAAAAUACGGGAGGCUCCGCUUAUGAAUAUUGGCGAUGCGAUUGUAUCAUUCAUCAAAGAGCCUGAUCCAACCACUGAGGGCAUGUGUUUGAUGUCAAGGGACGAUUUUGAGCAUGAGAAGGAAGUCCAAAGAGAUGGCACAAAGCUGCUAGCAAGAAGCGAUGGGUAUCAGUCAUUUUGUUGUAAGUUGACUGAUUUUCGUUCAUAUCUCCUAAUACCAGACAGCGUUGUGUACGGCGCGGCCCUCAUCGUAUGUCUGUUCUUCUUCCUCUACGGACUCGGCAAUGUCCGGACCUUCGGAUUCACCUUUGGGUUCGGCGCUGCCGACCCCAGUUCACUAACCGCAGGGACUGGAGGCAUCAUCGGCAACACACUUAUAGCCAACAUCUCUCAAACAAUCUUCUCAUUCAUCUACGUCACAUACAACACAAUCCUAACUUCGCUUCUCCUUGCUAAAGAGUGGAACCAGUAUGCCUAUCACCGCAAAGGCCUACGUGUUUCAUCCAAACCCAAGGGCGCUCAACGCUCAACUUACUUCCUUCAAUUACCAUAUCGUUACGGUGUCCCGUUUCUAGUCGUAUCAGGGACAUUCCACUGGCUCAUUUCCCAGACUAUUUUCCUGGUCAGCGUUGAAGCUUACCAGUCGAAUGGCGCUCCGUCAUUGAACACUGUUCGAAAUCAAACGGCUGUGUAUACGUACGGCGUCGACCGCGUUCCGGAACUGGAUAUUUUGACAUCGGGAUUUUCUGUCGCCGGGCUUCUUGCUGUCACGGCGCUCGCUUUUGCUGCGCUAUUCGCGUUGAUAUUUCUAGGUCGAAGAAGUUUUAGGCCGGGGAUUCCUGUGGCCGGGAGUUGUAGUGCGGCUAUUUCUGCUGCAUGUCAUUGUGUAGAAGCAGAACCGGCGGAUGCGAUCGAACGGCGGUUGAAAUGGGGAAUGGUCCGUGAACCAAGCAAUGGGCGAGGUGUUGGACAUUGUGGGUUCUCGAGUUUGGAGGUUAGGCAGCCGGUUGCUCAUCAGGUUUACGCAGGGCUCUCUCAAAGGCGCAAAUUCCCAGCAUGGCAGAGCAAUAUUGAGGCAACUACUACGGGAACUUAA